Molecule: messenger RNA, 1371 nt
Organism: Arabidopsis lyrata subsp. lyrata
Lineage: Eukaryota; Viridiplantae; Streptophyta; Magnoliopsida; Brassicales; Brassicaceae
Product: histone H3.2
Exons: 2
Coding region: 758-1168 (136 amino acids)
Cellular component (GO): nucleosome
Molecular function (GO): protein heterodimerization activity; structural constituent of chromatin; DNA binding
Source: RefSeq, a predicted model, not a curated record
GAACAGCAACCGAUGUUGCUCCAGCAACCAAACAACCGAUUGAGUUCUUUCCGAGUUUGCAGGAGCAUGACAAGUCUCUAUUUGUUACUGUGGAAGGCUGCAACAAACAUUGCCUAACAGCUUGCUUUGACUGCAACAUAGAGAAACAGCCUCCCGUUUGCGUUCAGUGUUGCCCGAUUUGAGCCUUGAACUCCAUUUGUUCAUGUAUGUUUGAAGACUAGAGACAAUGUAGAAGAUUUAAAACACAAGUCAAGAUGUCAAAAUUGUGGUUUUAUUAGUGAAACAGAGGAAGCUAAUGUGUUUUUUUUUUUUAUCACCAAAAACAGAAAUCAGAAAUAGAGAGAUAUCAGAAUCUAUGGAUUUUAAAAACAUACAAAUUUUCGCAAUCUGUUCAUCGAAUAAAAUUAUGAACAGAUCCGACGACGUAAGAUGAAACACCUCUGUCUCAUUCAGAGUCUUUGAAUCACUAAGACGGUUACACAUCAUCAUAAGUGGCCCUAAUUGACACGUGAUCAUAAAUGUCCCACGUGUAAGUAUCCUCGACAACUGAGAGUCUCAUUCUGAUUGGUUACUUAACAUACGACGCGGAUCGUAAAGAUACAAACAAUCAUAACCGUUGAUAAGCGAAAAGAUCUAACGGACCGAAUUCUCUCUUCUUUGAGUAUAAAAACACAUCCCAACCUCACUAUCUGUAAAUCAAUCAAACACAAUCUCAACAAUCAAAAGUUUCAAUUUUUCAUUCGAAAGAAUUCUCAAAAUGGCUCGAACAAAGCAAACAGCUAGAAAAUCCACCGGAGGAAAAGCACCAAGGAAGCAACUCGCGACGAAAGCAGCAAGAAAAUCAGCUCCAGCCACCGGAGGAGUGAAGAAGCCACACAGAUUCCGUCCAGGAACAGUAGCUUUAAGAGAAAUAAGAAAGUAUCAAAAAAGCACUGAGCUUUUGAUCCGUAAGCUUCCUUUCCAGAGAUUGGUUCGUGAGAUUGCUCAAGAUUUCAAGACGGAUCUGAGGUUUCAGAGUAGUGCAGUCGCAGCUCUUCAAGAAGCAGCUGAAGCUUAUUUGGUUGGUUUGUUUGAAGAUACUAAUCUUUGUGCUAUUCAUGCUAAGAGGGUUACGAUUAUGCCUAAGGAUAUUCAACUUGCGAGGAGGAUUAGAGGUGAGAGGGCUUAAGAUAUGAAGAAGAGGAAGAAGAAGAAGAAGAAGAAGAAGAAGAAUGGUGUAGUUAUAGAUUAGCUACUUUGGGUUUUUGCUUGUUUGCUUUCAUUAGAUCUGUAGAUUCGAUUUUAUGUGUUUGUAGACUUUUGUUUAGAAGUGUCUUCCAGAUGUUCGAUGAAAUGCCCAAAUGAAAAUUUAAUCUACUUUCAUUUUCGUCU